Molecule: messenger RNA, 707 nt
Organism: Rhopilema esculentum
Lineage: Eukaryota; Metazoa; Cnidaria; Scyphozoa; Rhizostomeae; Rhizostomatidae
Product: translocon-associated protein subunit delta
Cellular component (GO): endomembrane system; membrane; endoplasmic reticulum
Source: RefSeq, a predicted model, not a curated record
AUGGAUGCGCAAUGCACACGUGUCUUGCGUUUGAGUCGAGGAUCAUUUUCUUUGUUCCUUCUCACAGCAACACAUUUUAGAGUGGCCUAAGUUGACCGUGGGCAGUAAAAAUCUACAGAUAUGUUUUUUAGGUUCCUUCUAGUUCUUUGCCUGGCGGCUUCAAUAAAUGGACUUUGUCAAAAGGCCAAAAUUUCUGCGGAUACCUACUCAACGAAGAGUGCUACAAUAUCAAGCCAAACAGUUUAUAUUGCUGAAUUAAGCAUAUCUUGUGAUUCUGAAUUCCAGGAACAAAACUUCUUUGCAGAAGUGAAUGGGCUGCUUGUGCCUGUUGCAAAAUCUGAAGAUAGUGGAAAAUAUCAGGUGAGCUGGUCAACUGAACAUAAGGCUGCACAAAAGGGAGAUAUACCAAUCAAAAUUUAUGAUGAAGAAGGAUAUUCUGCUUAUAGAAAGGCCCAGAGGUCUGGAGAGAAAGUCCCCUCUGUUCAACCUCUUGCAACAGUAACUAUAAACCAUACCGGAGCCAGACGGGAAGGAUUUAUUGUACAGACUGAGUUCUUGUCUGCUUGUGUUACAAUGCUUAUUUUCUGGCUGGCAAACACAGCAAGAGGAAAGAUAAUGGAAUAGACUCUUUUUGUUACAUAAUUGCUUUAAACCACAAAAUUUCUAUUUGUAAGAAAAUAGUUUUCUUGUCAGUAAUUUAAUCCACA